Myxozyma melibiosi is the source of this 1764-nucleotide messenger RNA. Its product is annotated as armadillo-type protein. Lineage: Eukaryota; Fungi; Ascomycota; Lipomycetes; Lipomycetales; Lipomycetaceae. Gene Ontology annotation, molecular function: protein phosphatase regulator activity. Bases 1 to 1764 code for a protein of 587 amino acids. Gene Ontology annotation, biological process: protein dephosphorylation. The record is from RefSeq and is a predicted model, not a curated record. Gene Ontology annotation, cellular component: protein phosphatase type 2A complex; cytoplasm. The transcript has 5 exons.
AUGGAUACCAGCAUACCAAAUGAGGAGCUCUAUCCAAUUGCGGUUCUUAUCGAUGAGCUGAAGCACGAAGAUGUCACACUCCGACUGAACGCGAUCCAUCGAUUGUCUACGAUCGCGCUUGCUCUCGGCCCUGAGCGCACGAGAACGGAAUUGAUCCCUUUCCUCGAAGACUCCAUUGAUGACGAAGACGAAGUCCUGACAGUUCUUGCGGAGGAACUCGGAAAAUUUGUGCCUUAUGUUGGCGGAGAAACAUUCGCUGGGGUCGAGGAGCUGCUCGUUCGCGAGAAGGCUGUCGAAUCAUUGAACACUGUCUGCGCGGAGAUGUCGCAGGAGCAGGCUGAGGAACACUUUAUGCCUCUGAUCAGACGCUUGACUACGGCAGAGUGGUUCACCAACAAGGUGUCUGUUACUGGAUUGUAUGCUGUCGUCUACGAGAAAGUUGGCGAGGAGAAGAAAGCAGAGUUGAGACAACUCUACGGUCAGCUGGUUUAUGACGAUGCGCCGAUGGUGCGUCGCGCAGCUGCCACUCAUCUCACUGGUCUUGUUCCUCACAUUGAGCGCGAAGUUGUCGUCACUGAGAUUGUUCCUCUGUUUAUGUUCUUGGCACAGGACGAUCAGGAUUCCGUCAGACUUCUCACAGUUGAUAUAUUGAUCGCCAUUGCUGGCGUCUUGGGUGCUGAGAGGGUACGGGAGCAGCUCUUUGGACAGCUUAAGAAGUUGUUUUCCGACAAGAGCUGGCGUGUUCGGUACAUGGUUGCUGAUCAUUUCGAGGCUCUUGCUGUUGCGGUUGCUGCUGGGGACGAGGCCGUGUUGAUGGAGGGAUUUGUUCCGGCACUGGUCAAGCUGCUCAAAGAUAGCGAGGCCGAGGUUCGAACGGUUAUUGCAAAGCAGAUUCCUGGGUUUUGCCAGCUCAUUGAUGCUGAGACAGUCAUCCAAGAGAUUAUGCCUGGUGUUGAGGAGCUUGUGAAUGAUCAGUCACAGCACGUUCGCGCUGCGCUUGCUACCAAGAUCAGUGGAUUGGCGCCAAUUCUAGGGAAGGAGGAGACUAUCAACUAUUUACUGCCAAUGUUCCUACUAAUGCUGAAAGAUGAGUUCCCGGAGGUGCGAUUGAAUAUUAUUUGCAAGCUUGAGCAGGUGAACCAGGUUAUUGGUAUCGAUUUGCUGUCUCAGAGCUUGCUUCCAGCAAUUACUCAGCUCGCGCAAGAUAAGCAGUGGCGAGUCAGAUUGGCAAUCAUCGAAUAUAUUCCUCUGCUUGCAUCGCAACUAGGAGUUGAGUUCUUCGACACAAAGUUGCGAGAUCUGUGCAUGGAGUGGCUUCGUGAUAGUGUCUACUCGAUUCGUGAGGCAGCAUCUGAGAAUCUUCGGAAUCUGACCAAGGUCUUUGGAGUCGAGUGGGCACAGGCCACGAUUAUACCAAAGGUCAUGGAGGCUGGGGAGAAUCCAAAUUACCUCUACCGCAUGACCAGCAUUGCGGCAGCCACUACACUCGCGGGGGAAGUGACAGUCGACGUGAUCAAGAACAGCAUCGUGCCGUUCUUGGAUGGCAUGGUGAACGAUCCUAUUCCAAACAUCAGGUUCACUGUCGCGCGGUCUUACGAGAGCGUGACGCUGCUCGCGAAAGAAAAGGCUGCGGAUGAUGAGGAGCGAGGCGCUGUGGCCACCAUGAUUGAAGAGGUCGUUAAGCCGAGCUUGGAGAAACUGAAGACUGACGAGGACGUGGACGUGCGAUUUUACGCAGACAAGAGCCUGAAGGCGAUUGGCUAG